Molecule: messenger RNA, 766 nt
Organism: Melanotaenia boesemani (Boeseman's rainbowfish)
Lineage: Eukaryota; Metazoa; Chordata; Actinopteri; Atheriniformes; Melanotaeniidae
Product: galanin peptides-like
Exons: 7
Coding region: 54-482 (142 amino acids)
Cellular component (GO): extracellular region
Molecular function (GO): hormone activity
Source: RefSeq, a predicted model, not a curated record
CACAAGUUCUGCUGCAGCUCAUUCCUCCAUCCGACAGGAAGCUCCAGUCAAAGAUGCAGAGGUGCUUCGGGAUUUUUUGCGUGUCACUCAUCUUUUGCGCCACCCUGUCUGAGACCAUCGGGCUGGUCAUUGCGGCAAAGGAGAAGCGAGGCUGGACUCUGAACAGUGCUGGAUACCUGUUAGGUCCUCGUCGUAUUGAUCACCUAAUUCAGAUAAAGGAUUCUCCCAGUGCCAGAGGCAGAGACGAGCUGGUCACACAAUAUGGGAUAGAUGGACACAGGACUCUUGGAGAGAAGUCGGGUCUGGCUGGGAAGAGGGACAUGGGCCAGGAUGAGGACUUCAGAACAGAAGCCUGGAGAAUAGGAGAUGCAGACAUCAUCCACACCGUCAUCGACUUCCUGUCAUACCUCAAACUUAAAGAGAUGGGAGCCUUGGACAGCCUGCCUCCCUCUGUCACAUCAGACGAACUGACCUCUCCCUAACGUGUCCGUUUCCUCUCCGUUCACCUCCCUCUGUGUUUCUAAUAUCUGAGCUCCUGCUGCCCUGAAUGUCAAUGACUGUAUCUCCACUGAUGCUUCGAUUUUGUCACAAUAAAAAGAUCAGAUAUUCCCGUUCCCGGUGUGUAAAUACAUCUUUUAUCCUCUGAAGGCCAUUAAACAUCUGCUGACUGCUUGUGGAUGUAAGUCAUGAGGACUUCUGUUGUCUUCUCUCAUCUUGUUGUUGUCAGAUGGCAGAUAAUGGAGUGAAAUAAACAAAUGGCACCAGA